Wyeomyia smithii (pitcher-plant mosquito) is the source of this 1095-nucleotide messenger RNA. RefSeq names its product TBC1 domain family member 5 homolog A-like. The coding region runs from base 1 to 1095 and encodes 364 amino acids. NCBI's taxonomy places the organism in Eukaryota, Metazoa, Arthropoda, Insecta, Diptera, Culicidae. The record is from RefSeq and is a predicted model, not a curated record. The transcript has 2 exons.
AUGGCUUAUGAAUUUCCAAAAGCCGAUGCAUUGCAAUGCAUCCCCGAAAUUAAUGGGUCUAAGGACGAGCUAGAGGCGUUCCUCUACCACGUUCAACAUUUCGCAGACGAGAUUCCCGAGAAUGAACCUCAGACUGCAUUAAUAUAUGCGAUAGAAGUUGUGAUAGAGCAAAUUGAGACGUUACGACAGGUGCCAAACGAAGAAUUUAACUCAUACAAAAGACGCGCUUCAGAUAUAAAAGAAUUAUUAGAUGUAUAUGAAGACGGUGGAGGUAGCUCCGCCAUGGAAAAAAGUCUCCGAUUGCACUUCAUAGGAGGUUUAAGAAAUAAUCACUUGAAACAGAUGGCCCGUGGCAAGCGAAAUUUGAGCUUGGAUGGACUUAUGGAAUUUUUAGAAGAACAGUGUGAGGAAUGUGAGCAGCUCGCUGACAUAGAAAACAGAAUGCGUGGUCUCGAUUUACUCGAGCGGCAGCAAGGCGCGCAAGGAAGACGGUGGCAAUCUAGCCCGCCGAACAAUAACGCUCGCCAAAGAGAAAAUUCGAAUGGUAAUAGACCUUAUCAAAACAAUUUCAAUAGCCAGAACAAUAACAAUCAACGGCGAGACAAUAAUUUUCGCCGCGAAAAUUAUCAAGGGGCUAAUUACGCAACAAAUGCUCGCGAUAACGGUGGGCGACAAAAUUUUGAAAAUAAUGAGCGUUCUUGGAGACAAAAUUCAGAAAAUUAUCCAGGACCGCCACCGGCAAAUAGAAAUAACAGAAAUCAAAAUAGAGACGGCCCGAGGUAUGACAAUUACGACCAAAAUAAUCAGAAAAACAACAACUAUUCUCGAGACAAUCAAAGACAAAAUAAUGGGUGGAACCGCAACACACGCGGGUCGCCACCGUGGAACGGGAUAGUUAACAAUCGCGCGUCACAGGAUUGGCGAUACGAGCCAGGGUACGCAUCAAAUCGGGAACAUAAUAAUAGCAACAAUGUGAAUGGUCCCAGAGCAGGAACAUCUGGUAGCAAUAAUUACCAUACUAACAGUCACGGCUACAAUGGCGGUUAUAAUCAGUCAGGCCAAUAUUAUAAUCAACAUCAGCAACCAAAAAACUAA